AUGGCUGCAAUAGAUCAUAAAUCGAAGAAAAAUCGUACAGGUUUUUUAACAUCACCAACAAAUGUAAAUGCUGCUAAUCAUCUUUCGUAUUUAUUUCAAUGUGCACAUACUGUUCUAUUGACAACUGCGGAUUUGAAUUUGGUACGACAUCUUGUUAAACAAAUGCGUGCGCAUGCUCAAAAGAAACAGAUUCGAUUACAUCCUGAGAUGAAACGAUUGUUGUGCUCGUGUUGUAAUAUGGUUUUAUUGCCACCAUUGACGGCCAGUGUUCGUUUUAAUAAACGCAAGACAAGUAUUAUUGUGACUUGUUCAACGUGUAGACGUUUUCGAUAUUACCCCAAAGAUAAUUCUUGGCCAACGGAACAUGGUGCUCAUACACCAAGCGAUUGGCUUUUUAAUUUACCUUCUGUAUCGGAAAAAAAUGAUUAA
This is a messenger RNA of Rotaria socialis, 429 nucleotides long. Lineage: Eukaryota; Metazoa; Rotifera; Eurotatoria; Philodinida; Philodinidae. The record is from the annotation of a GenBank genome assembly.